AUGAAAACACCAUUGUCAACUACGGCGACAAGCAGCUCGCCGAGCCUAGUGUCGACGCCGGGAACGCCUCCGGAGAUAGACGAGCUGCUGCAGCGAAAACAGCUCGACAAGCUGCUAGAGAAACAAAAUCGGACAGAAACAUCUCACCCCCGGCGCCAAGCCAUCAUCGAAACAUCCACCGAGCGUACGGAACAGAUGACAUUCGGUCAAAAACGCUUCUGGUUCCUCACCCAUUACGUUGACGACCCCACGACUUUCAACAUCGCCUACCUGGGCCAACUCACGGGCCGGCUCUGCGUGGCCGACCUAGCAAGAGCGGUUGAAACUGCAGCCCAAAGGCAUGAGUCCCUACGCACUCGCUUCUUCUGGUCCAACGACGAGAGUAGGACACCUACGCAGGGCAUCUUGUCGAAAAUUCUUAUCCGGCUGGAGACAGUAACGAUCGAAUCCGAGGCCCAGGCUAUCCAAGAACUUCACAAUAUGCGCAACCAUAAAUGGGACUUCAACAACUGGGUCCCGCUUCGCAUGAAAUUGCUCUCACUCUCAGAGACACAGCAUUACAUACUUGUUGGGACUCACCACAUCUCAAUGGACGGCCAUAGUCUCCCCGUGCUGAUGCUCGAUAUCCACAAAGCAUAUCAGAAGGGAGGUCGCCCACUACCCCCGCUCUCGAACACUUCGCAAGUUCGCGCUUUUGGAGCCCAGCAACGUCUAGCGUAUGAGAGUGGUCAGUUCAGACCUGCUAUCGAGCACUACCGUGCCAUGUUUGCUGCCGUUGACUUCACACGUCCCAUUGAGCUGUUCUCCUUCUCACGCACACAAGUUCGGCCCCCGCUCGAUCGCUACGAUACACACAUCGCCAAACUACAGCUCGAACCUGCAAUCACGGCCAAGUUGAAACAGCUGGCCCGCGGGCGUCGCGCUACCUCUUUCCACACAUACCUUGCCGCUCUACAAGCUCUACUCUUCCGCCUGCUCCCCGUCGACACAACAAAUCAAGUCUGCAUCGGAAUCGCGGACGCGAAUCGCCUCGACAGCAAAUUCAUGGGAAGCUUCGGAAACUUCCUCAACGUGCUUCCCCUCAGAUUUGAUAGAAAGCGCGGGCAGACGUUUGGUGCGGCGAUCGAGACUGCCCGCGAGAGAGCGCACAAUGCGCUGCGGUAUUCGGCGUUACCCUUCGAUGUGCUGCUCGACGAGCUGGGCGUCCCGCGAUCGAAUGCGUGGGCGCCGGUGUUCCAGGUAUUUCUCAACUACCGUCUUGUAGUGCGGGAGCAUGCGGAGAAGAGCUGGGUUGGGACUCACCUCGGCGAGGAGAGGUGGUAUCCUGCUCGGAGCGGGUAUGAUGUCGCCUUAGAAAUUAUGGAAGAUGGAGAGGGUGCGAUGAUAGCGGUGCAUGUCCAGAAGUCGCUAUAUGAUCAGGAGGCGGCAGAACUCCUGGCGAGGAGUUAUGCGGCGGUUUUGAGAGAGGUGGCGAGGCGGGGCGAGAGGAUUGGGGUGGACAGGUUACCGAGGUGGGAUGAGGGGGACGUGAAGAAGGCGUUGGAGAUUGGGAAAGGUUCAGAUGUGCAGCUCGAAUGGCCCGCAACUGUUGCUCAUCGCAUCGACCAAAUAAUUACACAAUAUCCCGACUCCAUCGCUCUCAAGGACGGCUAUGGUCGUAAAUUGACAUAUACAGCGAUGGAUAAGCGCGUUAACAGCAUCUGCAGCGCCCUUCGUGUCCAACUCCCUGAGAAUAACGAACAGGCCGUCGUUGGUGUGUUUCAAAUGCCAUCUGCUGACUGGAUUUGUUGUUUGGUUGCCAUCAAUCGUGUUGGUGCUAUUUACCUGCCGUUAGAUCUCCGGAAUUCGGUCCCACGCUUGAAGAGCAACGUCGAGUCCGCACGACCAGCCGCGAUAUUGGCGGAUAACGAGACGGUAGGACAGGUAAAGCAAAUAGACCUCAAUGAACUUGCCGUUGUAAUUAAUGUUUCUGAUCUAGCUCCCACCACGGAGAAGAAAGAAGAAACAGCAGCAAAACAUGAUAGCGCUGCGUACAUCAUCUUUACCAGUGGGUCAACAGGCGAGCCCAAAGGCAUCGUUGUCACCCACGCUGGCCUACGCGCCAACCUAGAAGGCUACCAUGGCGCAUGGAACAUCGCCUCCGUCGCUGGCGUGGUGCUCCAACAAGCAGCUUUUAGCUUCGACGCUUCCCUACUCAUGAUCUAUGCAGCCUUGACCACCGGCGGUUGUCUCCUCGUUGUUCCUGCCGAUGCUCGUGGUGAUCCGGCAGAGGUAACCCGCAUGAUGGUCGAUCACGGCGUGACAAUGACCCAAGCAACACCGUCAGAGUACGAUAUGUGGUUCCGGUUUGCCACCCCUACUUUACGUCGCUGUACGUCUUGGAAGGCUGCCUGGUUUGGCGGAGAGCGGGCAGCCCCUGGGCUGUUGGACGAGUUUCGAGAGGUAUGCAGAGCACUCCCAAAUCUACGUGUGUUCACCAGCUACGGACCAACGGAAACAACCAUCUCAGCAAUGAAAGGCAAAGCAGACGUCCGGGAUCCCACUUUGCAAAUCCCAGUCCCGGGGCGUCUGCUACCAAAUUACGCCGCGUAUAUCGUCGACGAGGAGAUGAAACCACUACCAAUCGGUGUGCCCGGCGAGAUUAUGCUCGGUGGCGCCGGCGUGGACGCAAACGAAUAUCUUCAUAGCCCAGAACAGACUGCAAAGGCAUUUCUUCCUGACCCAUUUACAGUCGGGCGUCGCAUGUAUCGCACUGGCGAUUAUGGGCGGCUCGAUUCGCGUGGUCUUCUUACUAUUGACGGCCGUAUUACCGGUGACACACAAGUCAAGCUACGUGGGUUCCGCAUCGAACUGACGGAGAUCGAGCGUGUGAUGGUCAAGGAAGGGGCCCUGGUUCAGACUGUGGUCACGCUGCGCGAGGACAGUUUCCUGGCUGCACAUGUGGUCUUCGAGAAGGAAAAACAGGCAUACAGCUGCGAGCUAAUUGGCAAACUACGCUCCCGUUUGCGGCUCUGCCUUCCCCCCUACAUGUGCCCAUCCAUCAUCGUAUCGCUCAACGAGAUGCCGCUAACUGCACACUCCAAGAUAGACCGGAGAGCUGUGCAGGCGAUGGCCUUACCCGAGACCCCAAGAUCAACUAGCAUCCUAGGAGAACCAAUUCUCACACCUACCGAGCGUCGCCUCGCAACUCUCUGGGCUACUGUGCUUCCAGCCCACGCUCUGUCUGAUCCGCUAGGCCCUAGGUCUGAUUUCUUCCAAGCCGGCGGCAACUCGCUGCUGCUGGUCAAACUCCAGGCUGCCAUGAAGAAUUCGUUUGGCGAUGCACCUCGUUUGAGCAAGCUGAUGGGUAUGGGCGAGUUGGGAAGCAUGGCGGCUCUGCUUGACGAUGCGAUAACCAUUAUAGACUGGGACAAAGAAAUCGCCCUCGACUCCUUUACGGAAUCCCCGAAGAUACAACCUAAACCUGUAAAAGCCAACCAAGGAUUUAGCAUCCUCGUCACGGGCGCCACUGGAUCUCUAGGUCAACAUAUCAUCCCCCGUCUUGUAGUCAACGAGCGUAUCGCGCAGGUUAUAUGCCUCGUUCGCCCGGUUUCAGGGCGAAACUUGGCGGCUUUAUUCCCUGAUCUCAAAGGGAAGGAGGAGAAAAUCCGUAUCGUGGAGACUGACUUGCCAUCUUUACCGAAUGACAGUGAGGUUGGUAAGAUUGAUCUUGUGCUGCAUUGCGCGGCAGAUCGUACUUUCUGGGACGGCUAUGGAGCUGCUAAGCUCGUGAAUGUUGAUACUGCAAAGGCCCUGGCGAGACUAUGUCUUCGCGUUGGCGCGAGUCUGCAUGUUCUUAGCUCAGGUGCUGUAGCGGCGUAUGAGGGAGGCGAUAAAGACAAGAAUUUGGCACGGCCAAGCCCGGCAGAUGGGUAUGUAGCGUCUAAAUGGGUGGCUGAGAGGUUCCUGGCGAGCUCGGUAAUGGAAAAUGGAUUGCGACUUACGACGCAUCGACCUACGAUGGUUGUCGAUGGAGAUGUGACGGCACUGAGGGAGAAGGAGGAAAUGGGGGAGAAGGAAACAGAGGAGACGAUGGCGAGGCGCAUGUUGGCCUUGUCAAAACACCUAGGUGUGCGACCCGAUUUUGCAAGGCUUGCGGGGACACUUGAUGUCGUGAAAGUCGAAGAGGUGGCGGAUGCUGUUACUACUGCUGUCAUUGAGGACUUGGACUCAAUAACAUCGGAACAAGAGUCAGAAACGGCAAUGAAGAUGAGAAUCGUCACUCAUCCUGGUAAAGUUAAGCUUCAGACCGAGGUACUGGGAGCAUGUACAGAGGAGUUGUUGACGAUAGAAGAGAACCAGAAGGUAAGGGCGUUACCAGCAGUGCCGGCGCUGCAUUGGGUUGGUCUGGCCAAGAAAGCAAGAUUGUUUGAAUGGUUUAUUACGGCGAUGGAUCUAAUUGUAACGGAUGAGGAGGGGAGAGAGAUUGUCACGAGGCGAUGA
Venustampulla echinocandica is the source of this 4482-nucleotide messenger RNA. RefSeq lists its product as uncharacterized. Gene Ontology annotation, biological process: secondary metabolite biosynthetic process; amino acid activation for nonribosomal peptide biosynthetic process. The transcript is spliced from 4 exons. Lineage: Eukaryota; Fungi; Ascomycota; Leotiomycetes; Helotiales; Pleuroascaceae. Gene Ontology annotation, cellular component: cytoplasm. The record is from RefSeq and is a predicted model, not a curated record. Gene Ontology annotation, molecular function: phosphopantetheine binding; catalytic activity. Bases 1 to 4482 code for a protein of 1493 amino acids.